AACUGUGUUUAAAUAUAUUUGGUAUGUAAACUUCUGAAUUCAACUGUACCUGCUUGAUUUAUUUUUAAAUGUAGUUUUUUGUAUUUGAGGCAUGAAUGAUGUCUGUAUUUAUGUAUACUAAAUAAUUAACUUUGGUAAUUUCAGUGUCCGUCAAUUUUAUAAGUGAAAGCAUUUGGUUAGUCCUAACCAGACUUGUGUUUUCACCUCACCAUGAACGAAGGAGGCUUGUCCUAACCAGACUAAUUGUCAAAAUAUGGUAAUCAAUUGAAUUAGAUGUGCCGAUGCAAACAGAAUGAAUGAUGGGGGAAUUAGUGAGUUCUCACAAACUAACAUACACAUUUUACAUUCCAAGGUUAAUUACAGAGCUGAUACAUUUAGGACACACUAAAUACAUCAUAUUCCAGAUUCUGUUUUAGCCAUGAAUGUCAUUCCAGAAGACAAUCAUAUAGGUUUGUGUGUGUGUGUGUGUUGCAACUGUUUAACUCUAACCCAAGACGGGGCAAAACAAGACAUCUCUACAUACUGGUAUUUACAUGCCAAACUACCUUCAGUAUCCGGUCACCGUCCCACCCUUCCAUAUCAAAUCUAAUUGGAAAGCUCAAUAUAGUUUCCAUAAAUGAUGAUUCUGGUUUUACUUGUUACCGUUGAUACUCACCAAUCUGGAUGCCAUUUGCGCGCGAAUGCUUUCGCAUUCCGGUGUGCGCUCUAUAAAAUUGUCGGGGAUGAGCGUGCAGACAUUGCAGAUCUGACAACCGAGAAAGCACAACAGCAUUGCUGCACCAGACGUUUCCAAGUCAGCAUCCACAAGACGAGGCAACGGAGAAAAUCUACCAUGUCAGAAGAAAUAAUCCACACCACCUACAAGCACAUGGAAGUAUCCGGGAAGAUAGCAGCAGUCAAAAAUUCCUUAUCUCCAAACCAACUAGUCAUCAUUGUCAAGGACAUGCAAAAUACUGAGAAAAUCAAUCAUGAAGUGACCGUCUACCACUUGAGAAGGGAUUCGAAAUCUGUUGAAUUGGCGUUCAGUUUCAUGCAUAAUAAUCAGCGACUUUUCUCUGUUGUCGACGGGGACGAAGUGAAGCUAGAGAGGAAACCAGACGUGCAGACAGCCAUACUAGACAAGAGAUGCCUGUUCCAGUGGCAUAAGAAGUCAGGGGAGUGGGGCAUCCUGAAAUCUGUGGCGGAACCUCAAAAGUCCCUCUGUAUCGUCGACGACAAGGUCACCGUCGGCCCGCUGGAAAAUAUGGUUACAUUUCGUCUGACGUCAAAGUGAAUCAGUACAUUAGACAUGUUGACAGUGUCUGCAUAGAUAACCGGCUUGUCUUCCGGGGUCAGAAAAAUACUUGUCUUAGUGAAUUAUCCCUUUAAAUAGGAUGAUAAGCAUCUUUGAUUAUUACAGGCCACUAUUAUAUCCAGGCUUACGUGUACUUUAGUCAAGCAAAACCUGUUGUGAAAGGUACUACCCUGCUUACAGACACCUGCACACUCAACAUCAAGAUCCAGUACAUAGUUUGUCUGAGAAUUCAAUUCUAAAUACAAGUUGAAUUACUUUGUAAAAGGAAUGAUGGGAGAGAGAGAGAGAGAAAAACACUGUAUAUAGACAUAAUUACAUUUGAAAUGUCGUAAUUCUUUUGGAAAUUCAGUGUAAUUUUGUUUUUAACUUUUGUUAUUGAUUUCACUUCCUUUUGGCAACGUGAACAUGUUUCCCAGGGGGAGGGAGGGAAAGACUUUUAUUAAAGAAUGUGAAACAAUA
Molecule: messenger RNA, 1753 nt
Organism: Salvelinus sp. IW2-2015
Lineage: Eukaryota; Metazoa; Chordata; Actinopteri; Salmoniformes; Salmonidae
Source: RefSeq, a predicted model, not a curated record